GAUUUUUUUUUCGUAAAUCUCAUCAUAUAUAUCUAUAUAUACAUAUUUAUAUUUUUUUCCAAUAUACAUUUCGUCAAAAAAAAAUUAUUUGACUCAGCGGUCACAAAAAAAAUUAAAAAAAACAACUACAGUUACUUAUGUUCUACAUACAUACAUAUCUAUAUAGUGGGCGUGAUGUCCUCUAACAGACUAAACACAUUUAAGGAAAUGUACAGUAAUACGCGCAUCAUAAUUCUACUUACGCUUAUCAUUUUGGUGAUCUUUACGCGAAACAAUGCACGAAAUGCAAUCUUCCGCACGUCGAAGUUGCCAUCGUCGCAAGACAGUGUUGUACUCUUCUGGACUGACUUCUUUGAGGACAAGCGCUGGACCUUACCCGCGGACACCCUGCAUGCGAAGUGCCCACAAACAAAUUGCAUUUUCACCAAUCAGCACGACUUUUUGCCUUCCAUCGUCGAUUAUGCAGCAAUCGUUUUUCAUACGGCGUGUAAUUUUUCAAACGGCACACCACAACAACGUUCGCCCAAUCAAUCAUAUGUGUUCGCACAAUUAGAAUCGCCUGAACACACCUGGCAUAAUUUACAGGCCGAAAAGAAUUUCUAUAAUCUCACAUUGAGUUAUCGCCUCGAUUCCGACAUUGUGUGGAGUUAUAAUGUGGUCAAAACGAUUUCAACGCGUCAAAUUAUUGCGCCCGCGCAAGAUCCAAUAUGGACAGCGGUGGAAGUGGGUUGGACGCAAAACGAUACGGAUUUGUUAUUGUCAAUUGAAGGAAAGCGUAAAAUGGCCGCUUGGUUUGUGUCCAAUUGUAAGGCGCCGUCGAGACGGGACGGCUUAGUGAAGGCGCUGCAGGCGCACAUGCAAGUCGAUGUGUAUGGCAAAUGUGGGACCUUGAGAUGCGAACGCUUCAACAGCAGUUGCGAUGCGUUGCUCGACAAAGAUUACAAAUUCUAUUUGAGUUUUGAGAAUUCACUUUGCAAGGAUUAUGUAACGGAAAAGCUUUUCAACGCCCUGCAGCGACACAUUGUGCCCGUGGUGUUUGGUGGUGCAAAUUAUACGCGUUUCGCGCCACCACACUCCUACAUUGACGCACAGGACUUUAAAAACGCCUCAACUCUGGCUGCAUACCUUAAUUAUUUGAGUGAACAUCCUUAUGAGUAUGCCAAGUACUUUUGGUGGCGUCGCUAUUACUUGGUCGAGGCUUACGAAAGCGGCGUUCAAAUGCUACCAUAUUGUGAGUUGUGUCGGCGUAUUCACUCACAACCCACCGUUAGACGUACACAAAUCUAUGAAGAUAUAAAUGGAUUUUGGACCGAUGAAGUAUGCACGAAAAAGGCUCGAAUAGAUUUCUAAAUAGAUUUCUAAGCUCAAAUAAGUUUAUUAUUUAUUGUUUGUAAUUUGUUUAAUUGAAUUAGUAGUUUUUUUAUAUAAAUUCUUUGUGCACUGAAAAGACAACAUGCAGGCAUGCGCAUAAAUAAAAGUGAUCACCCUAAGUCUGAAGAAAUUUAAUGUCUAUUGAAAAAAAAAAAUUUUUUGACAAAAUUCGAAUAUAGAGUCGUUGUACCGGCAACAAAUAUUCCCCAAAUAGGAUAACAAUCCGGGACCGUUGCGUGUAGUUCCACUAAGGCGAUACACUGUUCUGAAUCCGAAAAAUAGAAUGAUGAAAAAUUAAUUCAAAGCAUUUUGGUCUUUCUAUCGUGCCAAAAACCCUACAUAGCAGUCCAUUUUGUUGAUUGAAGCUGCGGAGGAAAUUCUUAAGUUCCUGUACUUCAUACUCACAACAACUUCAUCAUCUGUUGUAAUUAUGGAACAGAUUUGGGGUCCCUGAACAUUUGAUGUAAAAAAUAAAAAUGUAAAAUCCAUUAAA
Bactrocera oleae (olive fruit fly) is the source of this 1864-nucleotide messenger RNA. Its product is annotated as alpha-(1,3)-fucosyltransferase C-like. The record is from RefSeq and is a predicted model, not a curated record. Gene Ontology annotation, cellular component: membrane. Gene Ontology annotation, molecular function: fucosyltransferase activity. NCBI's taxonomy places the organism in Eukaryota, Metazoa, Arthropoda, Insecta, Diptera, Tephritidae.